Molecule: messenger RNA, 3690 nt
Organism: Linum trigynum
Lineage: Eukaryota; Viridiplantae; Streptophyta; Magnoliopsida; Malpighiales; Linaceae
Source: the annotation of a GenBank genome assembly
GGCUUAUCUCCUUCAAAAUAAACCCAAUAAUUUGAUUAGUAUCAUCCUCCUCCAAUCCUUCUCCGUUCCUCUCAUCCCAUUCAUGGGAGGAACACAUCUUGAUUUAACAUUGUAAGUUUUUGAGAAGCCCGGCCCCCGCCUUUUCCUUCUGGAAAAGCAAUCGCAGGGCUCUCAAGAACUAAUAAAAAAUAUUUAAGAAAAGUUCGAAAGAGAGAAGAGAAUAUAAAAAAGAAAAGGAUUCUCUUGUAGUUUUUCUCCAUUUUCUCAUUCUUUAGGCCCGUGUGAUUCGAACAACAUGGCCGACGUGUCUCUAGAAGAGAUCAAGAAUGAGAAGGUGGACCUUGAGAAAAUACCCGUGGAUGAAGUGUUCGAGCAAUUGAAAUGUACGAGGAAAGGGUUGACGAGCGAGGAGGGCGAGAAGAGGCUCCAGAUCUUCGGGCCCAACAAGCUCGAGGAGAAGCAAGAGAACAAGUUCCUCAAGUUUUUGGGGUUCAUGUGGAACCCUCUCUCAUGGGUCAUGGAGUCUGCAGCUAUCAUGGCCAUCGUAUUAGCCAAUGGAGGAGGCAAGCCCCCAGAUUGGCAGGAUUUCGUCGGUAUCGUCGUCCUGUUGAUCAUCAAUUCCACCAUUAGCUUCAUCGAAGAAAACAAUGCUGGCAAUGCUGCUGCUGCUUUGAUGGCCAAUCUCGCCCCCCAAGCUAAGGCACUGAGAGAUGGGAAAUGGCAAGAGGUGGAAGCAGCAGUGCUGGUUCCAGGAGAUGUGAUCAGCAUCAAACUGGGCGAUAUCGUCCCAGCUGAUGCGCGUCUCUUGGAAGGAGAUCCUCUGAAGAUUGAUCAAGCUGCACUCACCGGAGAAUCUCUUCCUGUGACGAGGAGUCCCGGUGAUGAAGUCUUCUCCGGCUCAACUUGCAAGCAAGGUGAGAUUGAUGCCAUCGUAAUUGCCACCGGUGUGCAUACCUUCUUCGGCAAGGCUGCUCAUCUUGUUGAUAGCACCAAUAAUGUUGGCCACUUCCAACAGGUGUUGACAUCGAUCGGUAACUUCUGUAUCUGCUCGAUUGCGGUGGGUGUGAUCAUCGAGAUUAUCGGGAUGUAUUUCAUUCAACACAGGCAGUACAGAGCAGGAAUUGACAACCUGUUGGUGCUUCUCAUUGGAGGGAUCCCGAUCGCCAUGCCCACAGUUUUGUCCGUGACAAUGGCUAUCGGGUCUCACCGGCUCUCAGAGCAAGGCGCCAUCACUAAGCGAAUGACUGCCAUUGAAGAAAUGGCUGGCAUGGACAUACUCUGCAGUGACAAAACUGGGACACUCACCCUUAACAAGCUUACAGUCGACAAAUCCCUCAUUGAGGUGUUCCCAACGAGAAUGGAUGCCAACCACCUAAUCUUGCUUGCUGCCAGAGCUUCCAGAGUCGAAAACCAGGACGCCAUUGAUGCCUCAAUUGUUAAUAUGUUGAGCAAUCCCAAAGAAGCAAGGGCAGGGAUCAAUGAAGUCCAUUUCUUGCCAUUCAACCCUGUUGAAAAGCGGACUGCAAUCACUUACUACGACAGCGAUGGCGAAUGGCACAGGGCAAGUAAAGGCGCACCUGAGCAAAUCAUUGAACUCUGUGAUCUCAAAGGGGAAGUCAACAAGAAGGCUCACAAGAUCAUUGCCGACUUCGCCGAUCGCGGCCUUCGUUCUUUGGCUGUUGCUUAUCAGACGAUUCCAGAGAAGAAUAAGGAAAGCGCAGGAUCAGAAUGGGAAUUCGUUGGGCUGCUGCCACUCUUUGAUCCUCCAAGGCAUGAUAGUGCAGAAACAAUCCGACGAGCGCUUGAACUUGGAGUUAGUGUCAAGAUGAUCACCGGCGACCAGCUUGCUAUUGGGAAAGAGACCGGCCGACGCCUUGGCAUGGGCACAAAUAUGUAUCCUUCAUCUGCCCUCCUCAGCGACAACAAUGGAUCCUCCAUGAACAUCGACGAGCUCAUCGAGAAAGCUGAUGGGUUUGCCGGAGUCUUCCCUGAGCACAAGUACGAGAUCGUGAGGAGGCUUCAAGACAGACAACACAUCGUCGGUAUGACCGGAGAUGGAGUUAACGAUGCUCCAGCACUAAAGAAGGCCGACAUAGGAAUCGCCGUUGAUGAUGCUACCGACGCUGCUCGCAGCGCCUCGGACAUCGUCUUGACGCAGCCAGGGCUGAGUGUCAUCGUUAGUGCUGUCCUUACAAGCAGAGCCAUCUUCCAGAGAAUGAAGAACUACACCAUCUAUGCAGUUUCCAUCACAAUCCGUAUUGUGUUUGGAUUUCUCCUGGUUGCCUUGAUCUGGAAGUUCGACUUCUCUCCUUUCAUGGUUCUGAUCAUUGCCAUCCUAAACGAUGGCACGAUUAUGACCAUCUCGACGGACAGGGUGAAGCCUUCCCCGGUGCCCGAUUCAUGGAAGCUCAAUGAGAUCUUCGCCACUGGGAUUGUUCUUGGAUCUUAUAUGGCAAUUAUGACAGUCUUCUUCUUCUGGCUUGCCGAGGACACCGAUUUCUUCACGAACACAUUUGGGGUGAAAUCAAUUAGAGGAAGUCAUGAAGAGCUUACAGCAGCACUUUACCUUCAAGUCAGCAUUAUCAGCCAGGCUCUCAUCUUCGUCACCAGAACACGAGGCUGGUCCUUCUCUUACUCCGAACGCCCCGGGAUUUGGCUCGUCGUCGCCUUCCUAAUUGCCCAAUUGGUGGCCACCAUAAUUGCCGUCUACGCGAAAUGGGACUUCGCCGGAAUCGCCGGAAUUGGGUGGAGAUGGGGCGGAGUCAUCUGGCUGUUCACCAUCGUCACUUACAUUCCUCUCGACAUCUUGAAGUUCCUCAUCCGCUUCGCGUUGACAGGGGAGGCCUGGGAAAAUUAUCUCGAUAACAAGACGGCUUUCACGACGAAGAAGGACUUCGGCAAGGGCGAGAGGGAAGCUCAAUGGGCGGAAGCGCAGAGAACACUCCACGGGCUUAAGAAAACAGAGUCUCCGACCGCCGCGGCCGCCGCCGAUAUGCACCGGUACAGCGAUGCGGUGUAGGUGAAGAUGGCGGGAGAUUUAAAGUGGAGGAGGAGAAGGAGGGAAAAACAAAAUUUGUGGGGAUUUUGGAUUGUUUAGUGAAAAAUGGAAAAAAAAGAGGUUAAACUUGAAGGGAGAUCAUUCCAAGCUAUAUUUAAAAUAUUAUUAAUUUUCCUUAUUUUUGCUAUUGAGAUAUUGAAAGUAAAAUUAAUAUUUGGUUUAGUUCUGAUUUUGAAGAGUUUUCAAUUUUCAUUCAUGUUAGGUAAUGGAUGGUUGGGUAGGGUCUUGCAGCUCAUGGGAGGCUGAGAAUGUAGAUCUGGAAAUUGGAGAAUUUAAUAACAAAAAAAGGACUAAUUACAAAAUUGACAAUAUCAUAUGUCCUCACUUUCAAUGUUUUGAUUUUCUCCCAAUAUCUUGUUGGCAAAAAUAAUGUAAGCAAUGAAAAUUUAUGUGAAUUGAGCCAUUGGAUUGGACUAUAACUGGUUUGAUUUGUUUUUUAUUCGAUUCGAGUUUGAUUUUUAGAUUGUUUGUAUUUUAAAAAAUAGUGAGAAAAUAUUGUUUAAAUUAAAAUAGGAUCGAACCAUAUCAAACCAAAAUAUUAUUGUACAAUGAUUGGUCCUCUCGUUCUUCAAAAAAUAUAAUUUAGGUAGUAAUUCUCCUCACCUAACGUAUAAGAAAAUUAAAUUUUAUUC